Cottoperca gobio is the source of this 1277-nucleotide messenger RNA. It is a transcript of the gene mettl1, whose product is annotated as methyltransferase 1, tRNA methylguanosine. The transcript is spliced from 6 exons. NCBI's taxonomy places the organism in Eukaryota, Metazoa, Chordata, Actinopteri, Perciformes, Bovichtidae. Gene Ontology annotation, molecular function: tRNA (guanine(46)-N7)-methyltransferase activity. The coding region runs from base 145 to 870 and encodes 241 amino acids. Gene Ontology annotation, cellular component: tRNA methyltransferase complex. Gene Ontology annotation, biological process: RNA (guanine-N7)-methylation; tRNA methylation. The record is from RefSeq and is a predicted model, not a curated record.
GAAAAGACGCUUGGCGAUGACGUAAACUCUCCGCGACUCAUAACCGGUGGCAAACUAACCCGAAACAAACGUGACUUUCUGUGAAUCAAUCGUGUUUAUUUAUUAAUUUGGUGACAGAGUGAAUAUUUUGUAUUUUAAUCCAACAUGAGUUCGUCAAUGCCGCAGAAGCGUUACUACAGACAGCGAGCCCAUUCAAACCCGAUGGCAUACCACACGUUUGAUUAUCCUGUGUGUCCCGAGGAGAUGGACUGGUCCGAGCAGUAUGCUGGCUUCUUCACUGACAACCCCUCUGAGACACAGACCCCCCGAGUUGAGUUUGCUGACAUUGGUUGUGGAUACGGCGGGCUUUUGGUGGAGUUAUCGCCGCUUUUCCCAGACAAACUCAUGCUUGGCAUGGAGAUCCGAGUGAAAGUGUCCGAUUAUGUUCAGGAUCGUAUCCGAUCCCUGCGUGCCUCAGAGCCAGGAAGCUACCAGAACAUCGCCUGCAUUCGUGGCAAUGCGAUGAAGUACCUCCCCAACUACUUCUCUAAAGCACAGCUCAGUAAGAUGUUCUUCCUCUUCCCUGACCCUCACUUCAAGAAGACCAAGCACAAGUGGAGGAUUAUUAGUCCCACAUUGUUGGCAGAGUACGCCUACACGCUGAGAGUCGGGGGUUUGGUGUACACCAUGACAGAUGUGGAGGAAGUGCACCUCUGGAUGGUGAAGCACUUCACUGAACAUCCACUGUUUACACGGGUCCCUGAGGAAGAACUGGUCGGUGAUGUCAUCAUAAGUCGUUUGGGUACCUGCACAGAGGAAGGAAAGAAAGUGCAGAGAAAUGGAGGGAAGAAUUUCCUCGCAGUCUUCCGGAGGAUUGAAGAUUUAAACUAAGACCAAACAGUUUGGACAUGCAAUGAACUCAAUUAAUGAUCUUAUGCCGUCAUCUGCACAUGCAGGGUAAUACGGCUCUGUGGAUCUGGAGGCUGUGGCUUGUUCCCCGGCACAUGAACAGCGAUGUUUUGUUUAGUUUCUUCUGUUAUUAAUGGGCAAACAUUUACAUUAUAACCCAACACAGGGUUUGAGUUUCUUUUACCACAUAAUUUAUGUAUAUCAUUCCUUAGCGCUCAAAAGACGGCACAAGAGAAGUAAAUCAUAAAAGCAUCUGUUCAGACUAGACUUGUGUUUCGUAUCGCUUUAAAAAAAAAGAUUUUUUAUUGAUUCGCUUCAGUUUAUUGCCGAAGUGGUGUUUUGGAUUUCCUGUAAAGCUGUAAAUUCUUUAAGUAAAACAAAAAAACAAA